CCAUAGCUUUUUAAAUUCCACGCUCAAACACACGGGAACUAUUAAGUUCCUCCAUUCUUUUGCUUUACAUUUCUAGGUGCUUGCUUAUUUUGCAAUGGAGUAUAACAAAAUGUGGGUUGUGUGUGCAGUAGUGUUGAUGUCGAGUUUAUGGUAUGGGGUAGAAGGGGAUCCCCAAGUACCUUGUUACUUCAUUUUUGGGGACUCAUUGGUGGAUAAUGGCAAUAAUAAUCAACUCCAAUCGUUGGCUAGAUCAGACUACUUGCCUUAUGGGAUCGAUUUCCCUGGUGGACCGACUGGAAGGUUUUCCAAUGGAAAAACCACUGUUGAUGUGAUUGCUCAGCUUUUGGGUUUCGAUGAUUAUAUACCUCCCUAUGUAAGUGCAAGUGGCCAAGACAUUUUGAAAGGAGUGAAUUAUGCUUCUGCAGCUGCAGGAAUUAGAGAGGAAACUGGGCAGCAACUGGGAGGUAGGAUUAGCUUCAGUGGGCAAGUGAAAAACUACCAAAACACAGUCUCACAAGUGGUAAACUUGCUAGGGAAUGAAGACUCAGCUGCAAAUUAUUUGAGCAAGUGUAUAUAUUCAAUUGGAUUGGGCAGCAAUGACUAUCUUAACAACUAUUUCAUGCCGACAUUUUACUCGACUAGCAGCCAAUAUACACCUGAACAAUAUGCUGAUGUCCUAAUUGAUCAAUAUAAUCAGCAACUCAAGGCUUUGUAUGAUUAUGGAGCAAGGAAAAUGGUCUUGUUUGGAAUUGGUCAAAUAGGCUGCAGCCCAAGUGAAUUGGCUCAAAAUAGCCCUGAUGGUAAGACAUGCGUACAAAGAAUCAAUUCAGCCAACCAAAUAUUCAACAGCAGGUUGAAAUCUCUGGUCAAUACACUCAACAACAAUCUCUCAGAUGCAAGAUUUAUCUUUAUAGACUCUUAUGGGAUCUUCCAAGAUAUAAUAAACACCCCUUUAACUUAUGGUUUCAAGGUUACGAAUGCCGGAUGCUGUGGAGUAGGGAGGAACAAUGGGCAAAUUACAUGCCUACCUCUGCAAACUCCAUGUCAAAAUAGGAAUGAAUAUCUGUUUUGGGAUGCUUUUCAUCCAACUGAGGCCGGGAAUGCAAUUGUGGGCAAGAGAGCUUAUAGUGCUCAAGCUGCAUCAGAUGCUUAUCCGGUUGAUAUCCGCCGAUUAGCCCAGAUUUAGAGAUGGAUCUAAUGGGUGCAGCUGGCUCAAUAAGAUAGAAAGUUCUUGUUAUAUUUUUCUGUAUCACUAUUAUUGUUGCUAUGAGUCUAAUAUUUUUCUUUUUUAUUGAUAAGUUGCUAUGAGUGUAAGAUGUUUAUAAUGAUAAUAUCAUUAUCUCCCCAUUCAAUUUGUUGUAUGCGGAGUAUAUAAAUGUAUGGAAAUUUUUAAAAAGAUUGAAUUCAAUAUCGACCUGUAGUAAA
Quercus lobata is the source of this 1425-nucleotide messenger RNA. RefSeq names its product GDSL esterase/lipase At5g45670-like. The transcript has 5 exons. The record is from RefSeq and is a predicted model, not a curated record. The coding region runs from base 95 to 1186 and encodes 363 amino acids. Gene Ontology annotation, molecular function: hydrolase activity, acting on ester bonds. NCBI's taxonomy places the organism in Eukaryota, Viridiplantae, Streptophyta, Magnoliopsida, Fagales, Fagaceae.